Molecule: messenger RNA, 2936 nt
Organism: Homarus americanus (American lobster)
Lineage: Eukaryota; Metazoa; Arthropoda; Malacostraca; Decapoda; Nephropidae
Gene: Shc
Product: SHC-transforming protein 1-like
Biological process (GO): cell surface receptor protein tyrosine kinase signaling pathway; intracellular signal transduction
Cellular component (GO): plasma membrane
Molecular function (GO): receptor tyrosine kinase binding
Source: RefSeq, a predicted model, not a curated record
UACAUUGGUUGCCUAGAAGUAAACACGUCUAUGAAGAGCUUAAACUUUGACACCAGAUCAUUGAUAGCAAAAGAAUGCAUCAGCAAAGUGUGUGAAGCAGCAGGACUCAAAACUGCUGACCGUAAAAGAAAGGUAGUGAAGACAAUUAGUAGAAUCUUAGGUGAACGACCCCUGAUGGAACACGCCGGUAGCAACGUGAACCUGACGAUAACCAGUACAGCGCUGACGCUUACCAUACUGGAGUCGGGUCAAGUGGUUGCUUGUCAUGACAUGCCAAAUAUAUCCUUCGCUUCUGGUGGAGACCCGGACACCUUGGACUUCAUUGCGUACGUAGCCAAAGACAGCCGGUAUGGGCGUGCGUGCUUUGUGCUGGAGUGUGGAGGAGGCCUGGCCCAAGAUGUGAUAACUACCAUUGGCCAGGCCUUUGAGCUCAGGUUUAAGGAGUACCUCAAGCGAACGCCGUCCGUCCAAUACACCAGCGUCAAGUCUGACAAGCCAGGAAUGAAUGGUGAGGGAACAAGCUGGGUACGUGAUGACCCCGAGUACUACAAUGACCUCCCCGGGAAGGUUCCACCAGACUUGCCCCCACCUCCUGUGCCCCCACUCCCACAGUACUCAGCUUCAGAAAGUAAAAGAACACAUCCUCCUGCUACAUCUGGCCCGGCUCCUGCUACCCCAUCAAGCAGUGGGUCAACCAGUUCUGUCUCCCCCGUACCAUCAACAGGAGCCCCUACUGUGCUCCUCAACUCUCACCAGCCACUGACAAACAAAGUGUCUGACAACUUGAUAGAUUUUUCCUCUGAGGGAGCACAGCCGUCGCCACUACGAUGUGAGCCGGAGUAUGUGAACGAUGCCGUCAUAAAACAAAAACAACUCCUUGAUCAGAGAGAUCCUUUUGACAUGCAACCCUUCAGCAUGCAGUUGUCUCAGCUUAGUGGAGGAGUUAGUAGUAGUAACACUCCCGGUGCCGUAGGUGGGCUGUCAGUUGGAGUAACGAGUGGUGCGGGUGUAGCUGCUGGUGGAACUGUAGGAGGGACCAAUAAACCUCUUCCCCUCAAUCAGCGGUUACAGCUACAGCGAGAGCCCUGGUUCCAUGGUGCUAUCAGCAGAAAAGAAGCAGAAUUACUGCUUCUUCAGGAUGGAGACUUCCUUGUGCGUGAGUCUCAAGGAACUGCCGGUCAAUAUGUCUUGACUGGGAUGCAAAAUAAUACGAAAAAACACCUGCUCUUGGUUGACCCAGAAGGAGUGGUUCGGACAAAGUCUCGCACUUUUGAUAGUGUGAGUCACUUGAUCAUCUAUCAUCGUGAUCAUGAACUACCGAUCGUGUCGGCCGAAUCGGCACUUGUGCUCCGCAAUCCAGUUCUAAGACGCACACGCUAGUAGUGAUACCAAACAAGUUUACACUAUUGUGGGUUGAUGGAAGACAGUAAUAAGCCUCACUAGCUUAAUGUUAGUGUCCAAUGUCCAAAAUAUGUGCAAGUGAACCCUUAAAGGUGUUUGUGGUGUACAGUACAGUCAUACUGUAGGUAACCACUGGUAAAGUUCUGUUGGUUGACUAUCUAUGAGGCUUAAACUUAUUUCAUGUAUCGUACGUACAAGUAUCAUAACUUAUAUUUUUUCCAAUUAAAGCAAUGUUUAUGUCUUCAACUUUAUAUAAUCUACAUAAAUGAGUUAUUAAUGUUGUAAAACUGAAGGAUGAUGGUAUAUGUUUCACACUGCUGGGUACUUAGGGUAUGUUUCACACUGCUGGGUACUUAGGGUUUGUUUCACACUGCUGGGUACUUAGGGUUUGUUUCACACUGCUGGGUACUUAGGGUUUGUUUCACACUGCUGGGUACUUAGGGUUUGUUUCACACUGCUGGGUACUUAGGGUUUGUUUCACACUGCUGGGUACUUAGGGUAUGUUUCACACUGCGGGGUACUUAGGGUAUGUUUCACACUGCUGGGUACUUAGGGUUUGUUUCACACUGCUGGGUACUAAGGGUUUGUUUCACACUGCUGGGUACUUAGGGUAUGUUUCACACUGCUGGGUACUUAGGGUAUGUUUCACACUGCUGGGUACUAAGGGUAUGUUUCACACUGCUGGGUACUUAGGGUUUGUUUCACACUGCUGGGUACUUAGGGUUUGUUUCACACUGCUGGGUACUUAGGGUAUGUUUCACACUGCCGGGUACUAAGGGUUUGUUUCACACUGCUGGGUACUUAGGGUUUGUUUCACACUGCUGGGUACUUAGGGUUUGUUUCACACUGCUGGGUACUUAGGGUAUGUUUGGUUGGGGAUAUCUGAGGAAGGACUUUGGUACUACUGGUUUAAGAGAGACAAUUUUAGCUAAUUUUGAUGUAGCCUGACAUGGUUUGGUGCAUACAGUUCUUAUUUUCCUGCAGAACCUUGAAAGUUGAAGCUCCAAAUUUAACACAUUUUAGUAAGCUGGCAACUCCCAAAGAAGAAAGGGUUAGCACUAGUCCAGGGACAUAACCUGACAGAGGCACUGGGUUUGUGCACACUUUAGACAACAAUGCCAUCCAACACAGCCUGGUUAUAGUUGAAAGCUUCACCCACUGGAGCUAUGGUGCCCGGGCCACAGAUGAAGCUCAGUUAAGAAGUUUUGGCAUCAUCAGUUGUGUACCAUCAUGCUCAGAUUCAGUUGUGUACGGCCACCUGAGCAACUGUUGUGUACGGUCACCUGACCAACUGCAGUGUACGGCCACCUGACCAACUGUUGUGUACGGCCACCUGAGCAACUGUUGUGUACGGCCACCUGACCAACUGUUGUGUACGGCCACCUGAGCAACUGUUGUGUACGGCCACCUGAGCAACUGUUGUGUACGGUCACCUGACCAACUGCAGUGUACGGCCACCUGACCAACUGUUGUGUACGGCCACCUGAGCAACUGUUGUGUACGGUCACCUGACCAACUGCAGUGUACGGCCACCU